AUGGCACAAUCAACCCAAAAAUACCGCACCCGGCCUGCGAAUUUAUUUGAUGUACCAGCCGUCACCCAGAUCUACGCCUCCGCGUUUGUCAAGGAGCCUCUGAUCGACUUUUUCUUCCCUACGCGAAGACAAGAGCCUGAAUCUUAUUAUACGUGGGCUUAUCGGAGGUUUCAGUGCCGGUAUUGGACUCCGGGUUACUUACUCACCGUUGUCGUUGAUUCAAAUGAUCAUCCCGUCGGGUUCUCAUGGUGGAAGCGGCCACUGGCAGCGUCUUCGCUUCUGCAGAAGGUCUUCACACCUUCGUUCUGGGUAGAGUCGAUUGUCAAGGCUGUUACAGCCGUGAAGAACUAUCUUUCACCCGUGCAUGGCUUUCAGAAGAAGAACAUGGAAGCGUUCGAACAGGCAUUUUCUAAAGUUGAGUCGGAGGUCCUUGAUACAGCGGAAAGACGCGAAGCCCAAUACCUUACGCUGCUUGCGGUUGAUCCUGUUUAUCAAGGUCAAGGGCUUGGUCAACUGCUGCUGGAGCACGACUUGGAAAGGGUUGACGAAGAGAAGUCCACCGCCUGGCUGCUUAGCUUGGCAGGCCUUGAGCCCUUUUACGAGGAGUUUGGCUUCCAACAAACUGUCAAAGUUGAUGUCGAAGAGAUGGGUGAGUGGAAGGGCGGGAUGGUAAUGUUGAGAGAUUAG
Messenger RNA from Fusarium coffeatum, 687 nucleotides. RefSeq lists its product as uncharacterized. Lineage: Eukaryota; Fungi; Ascomycota; Sordariomycetes; Hypocreales; Nectriaceae. Gene Ontology annotation, molecular function: acyltransferase activity, transferring groups other than amino-acyl groups. The coding region runs from base 1 to 687 and encodes 228 amino acids. The record is from RefSeq and is a predicted model, not a curated record. The transcript is spliced from 2 exons.